Messenger RNA from Corylus avellana, 2777 nucleotides. Lineage: Eukaryota; Viridiplantae; Streptophyta; Magnoliopsida; Fagales; Betulaceae. The record is from RefSeq and is a predicted model, not a curated record.
GGGUCUCGAUUAUGCAGUUGCAAAUGAUGAGGUCCCGCCCAUAGCUCAAGAUUUGCCUGUUCUGUUCAAGCAGGCAUGCAAGCGUAGAAAUGAUCCCCUAUUAGAGGCGGCUAUCAUGGUGCUUAUGGUCUCUGUGAAGAAUGCUUGUAAGAUUGGUUGGUUUUUAGAAAAGGAGACUGAAGAACUUUUCACACUAGCUAAUGAGAUAAGGAAAAGCUUCUCUAGUCCGGGAGAUAUUAACACAGAACCCAGUGAUUCUCUUUCUUCUAUUAGUCUAAUUAUGGAGAGGUUCUACCCACGAAUGAAGAUGGGCCAUAUACUUGCUUCUCUUGAAGUCAAGCCUGGAUAUGGGGCAUACCUGACUGAUAUCCAUAUUUCAAAGAAUACGCCACACUCUCCUAAAGAAAAAAUUUGGUUAUUUGUAGCACAAACAGACAACAUAGAGACAUCUGCAUGCAUUAUAAGUCCUCCCAAAGUGAACUUUCUUCUGAAUGGAAAUCCCGUAGACAGAAGGACUAAUGUUCUAAUGGAAACUGGACCACAGUUUCCAACAAAUGUGACUCCAAUUCUUAAAUAUGGAACAAAUCUUCUUCAAGCUGUAGGCCAGUUUAAUGGUCAUUAUGUUAUUGUUGUUGCCUUCAUGAGUGUGAUUUCAUCAUCUGAAACUCCGGUGCUACAUGAUUAUGUGCAGCCCGCUGUAGCUGCAGUUGAUUCAGAUCCUGACAUAGUUGAGGGACCAUCGCGAAUAUCACUUCAUUGCCCAAUAAGCUAUACACGAAUCAAGACUCCUGUCAAAGGACAUUCAUGCAAACAUCUUCAGUGUUUCGACUUCAGUAACUAUCUAGAUAUAAAUUCAAGAAGACCAUCCUGGCGCUGCCCACAUUGUAAUCAGUAUGUCUGCUACUUGGACAUUUGUCUUGAUCAGAAUAUGGCAAAGGUCCUAAGAGAGGUGGGAGAGAAUGUUGAUGAAGUGAUUAUCUCUGCAGAUGGAUCAUGGAAGGCUAUAAUGGGAAGUGAUGACCAUGUAGAUCAGGCACGUGAUGAAAAUCUCAAUUGCCAGAAAGAAAAGAUUGAAGGGCUAGAAUCUAGCAGAGUUUCAACUUCCCUUCCUAAUGUUUUGGAUCUUACUGAGGAUAAUGAUGAGAUGGAAGCAAUGAGCAACUGUGAAACUGAAGACAGGAAACCUUUUCAGGCUAAUCUUCCAUUUGCUACAAAUUUAACUUUGCCACCAGAAUUGAACCCAACAGGUGGAGCUAGUCGUAAUAUUGCUGGUCAACUAGAGGAUACCUUUUGGUCUGGAGUUUAUUUGAAUUACGGGUCUAUGAAUGCCAGUGCUAGGUCAAAUUCCCAAAGAGUUGGUGGUAUCUCUGAGCCUAUCCUUGCCAAUCUUAUGCAGCCUCCUGUGUUGACUGAUGCUGUUUCUCCUGCACUUAAUCAAGAAGCUGAGGGACGUGGGAAUACUAAUUUCUCCACCCCCAUAAUGCAAAGUCAAAAUUCGCCCAACGAUUUUCAGAUACAACAGUCACAAUAUGUAAAUUCUGUUAACAAUGAAUAUGGGAGGUUGUUAACAAUAAGCAGACCUGUGAGCAGGACUCCAAUAGCGGUUCAGGCCCUGCCAGCCCAGUCUCUGGCACCAAAUCCACAACAAAGACCAAGGAAUAAUUUGAAUUCUUCGACUCCAAAUGGUUCCUUGAUUUCUUCUCAGGUUACCCGUUCUGAGGCACCCACUACAGACGCUUUCAAUGCCAUAUGUAGUGACAUGGAAAGGCAGCAGCACUUUAGAGCACACGGGAUUCCACCUCAGAAUCGGGAUCACCAAGAUCGUUUGUUCAUGCCAGCACCAAGUCAAUUGCAGAGUUCUUACAGACCAUCUUCUCGGCGUUUAACUGAUUUCCAAAAUUUACACCUGCAGCAAGUUUUAAACCCAAGGAUUCCGCAGCCACUGGGUCAAUCUUCAAGCACUACCCGACCAUCUACACACCUCCCACAAACCCAUAUCCAGCAAGGUGGCACACAAGUGGGAAUCAGUCAUGCAGCGGGUAGUACCGGUAACCAACAGGCCAGCUGGCUUGCUCAGCGACCUUCUGUCCAGAUUGGUAGACAGGCACCAUCUAUGCCAGUUGUAAAUCAAACAUCUAGAACUGGGCACUCUUUGCCGGUGAACGCUGAUGUGAUCAGAGAUGGAAUGUGGGAGCAGAGAGGGAAUAUGGGAGGAACGUCUCAAGCAGUUCCAAGUACUGAUGGUUUGCUGGACUCAACAUCAGAGCAGAGUUGGCGACCCUCAGGUCGAAUGCGUGGAAGCCUGUCAGGUCAGGCUUAUUCUGCUGCUCUUAGCCAAUUCAUGAUUCAGCCGACCCAAACAGCUCAAACUGCAAGACCACAGACAAAUCUGGCUCCAGUAUCUAGUGUUCCACCGCAGCUGCAGGCGUUCAUUGCAAAUAGUAGAAAUGCCGGCAGUCCUCAAACACCUAAUACCCAAUAAUAGACCCAGCCGCUGAGUUGAGGUCGAAAUAUUCUGCCUGAGCAUUCUAUAGACAUGCAUCAAUGUUGACUCGACGCUUUUGGGGAGGCUGUACAUAUAUUAUUCCAUAACCAAUUUUGUAUCCCACGGUCACCUUAUAAAGUUCUAACUUGGUUUGUUAUAUGCCGGUUUUGGUUAGUGUAUAUUUAGGAAGACUCAAUUGGGUAUUUGAAAAUUUCCUGAGUGCAGCUUUUGCACGUAUUUGUUUAUAGAAUGAAAAGAUGGGAAUCUGUUUACCUUAUUUAUCUUGACAAUA